AAAGCUUUGAGGUUUCUAUUUUAUAUACAGUGCGCUUACUAGAUUUUAGUGCUAGGAGAGGUUAGACAAUGGUGGGUGUUAUUUCGUUGGUAACAGGGAAGCCUGGUCGAAGUGGUUUUGGAUCAGCUUCAACUGCAGAGCAAGUUACUGAAGGAAUUGAUGCCAGCAACCUCACUGCAAUUGUCACAGGAGGAGCAAGUGGUAUAGGUUUGGAGACAGCACGAGUCUUGGCCCUUCGAAAGGCACAUGUCAUCAUUGCUGCACGAAACAUGGUGUCAGCAAAGAAAGCUAAGGAACAAAUACUACAAGAGAACGAGUCUGCCAAAGUGGACAUAAUGAAGCUCGACCUAUGCUCAGUGAAAUCUGUCAGAUCAUUUGUGGACAACUUCAUUGCUCUUGAUCUUCCUCUCAACAUCUUAAUAAACAAUGCUGGUGUCAUGUUCUGCCCCUUCAAGCUCUCAGAGGAUGGGAUUGAAUUGCAGUUUGCAACAAACCAUCUUGGCCAUUUCCUCUUGACGAACCUUCUUCUUGACAAAAUGAAACGAACUGCAAAAGCUACUGGAAUAGAGGGCAGGAUCAUAAAUCUGUCAUCAAUUGCCCAUAACUUCACUUAUAGAAAGGGAAUUAGAUUUGAUAAGAUCAAUGACCAAACUGGUUAUUUUAACAAGAAGGCAUAUGGACAGUCCAAGUUAGCCAACAUUUUACAUGCAAAUGAGCUUUCUCGUCGCUUGCAGGAAGAAGGUGUGAACAUCACAGCCAACUCAGUCCACCCAGGAGUGAUAAUGACUCCUCUAAUGAGACACCAUGAUGUGAUUCAUGCAGACUUGCUGAAGAUCUUCACCUUUUACAUAUGGAAGAACAUCCCACAGGGAGCAGCCACGACAUGCUAUGUUGCUCUCCACCCAAACGUGGAAGGUGUAACUGGGAAGUACUUUGUGGAUUGCAAUGAAUUUAAACCAAGUGCAUUUGCCUCUAACAAACAGUUAGGAAAGAAACUCUGGGAUUUCAGCAACAACUUGAUCAAUUCAAUUUCAAAAGCUUGAAUGCACAUGCUGCUUGGUUUUUUCCCUUUAAGGACAGAAGCCUCGUUAUGGUCUCGAGUUUAUCAAAACUCGUUAUGCAAUAAGAAGC
Messenger RNA from Gastrolobium bilobum, 1131 nucleotides. RefSeq names its product short-chain dehydrogenase TIC 32 B, chloroplastic-like. The transcript has 8 exons. The coding region runs from base 69 to 1043 and encodes 324 amino acids. The record is from RefSeq and is a predicted model, not a curated record. NCBI's taxonomy places the organism in Eukaryota, Viridiplantae, Streptophyta, Magnoliopsida, Fabales, Fabaceae.